GUGCUGAUUGGUCCCAAAUCUGGAUCACUAGCCCCAACAUAAUUUUCCCCAAUAUCUUCCUUCUUUUUUGUAUUAAUUUUUGGCAGUACUGAGCAUUUAACCCGGGGUCUCGAGCAUGCUAGGCAGGCACUCCUCCCUUGAGCUACAUCCCCAGUCCUUGAUGAUCUUUCUCUCUAAAUGAAUAACGUAGCACCCAGGUGCAACCCUGUGACUUAAGAAAUAAAAUGUUAGUGACCCAGUUCUGCUCCCUGCCAACCCAUCCAUCACCCCAUUCUUUCCUCUCUCCUUAUAAACAUCAUCCUAGAUGUGGCGUUUGUAUUCCCUCGUUUGUUUUGAUAGCUCUACAGACAUAUGUCAAUGUCUGUAAAAAUAUGUAGUUUUUACCUUUCUUUAUUGAGGCAAAAUUCAUAGAACAUAAAAUUAACCAUGUUAAAGUGAACAACUCCAUGGCAUUUAGUGCAUUCACCAUGUUUACAACCACCACCUCUGUUUGGUUCCCGAAUACUUCCAUUGCCUUACAAGGGAAUACCAUAUUCAAUAGCUGUUACUCCUCAUUUCUCCCUCCCCCACCCGCUGGCAAGCACCAAUCUACUCUGUCUCUAUGGAUUUACCUUUUCUGGAUAUUUCACAUAGAAAGGGAAUCAUAGGCUAUGACCUUUUGUGUCUGGCUUCUUUCGCUUAGCAGACAAUGUCCUUGAGGUUUAUCCACAUUUUAACAUGUAUCAGUACUUCAUUCUUUUUUAUGACUAAUUAAUAUUCCAUUGUACCUAUAGACCAUAUUUUGUCUAUCCAUUCAUCUGUUGAUGAACAUUUGGGUUAUUUCCACCUUUUGGCUUUCUGUACAAGUAUUUGUGUGAGUAGUCGGCAUUGCUUUGGAGUUCUUCAAGUUUUAUAUCAUACUGCAGCUUGCUUUGUUUGCUCAGCAAAUUUAUUAUAUUACUUCCAUGUUGACCUAGCAGCUUUAGACAACUCAUUUUUCACUGCUGCGGAGCAUUCCACUGUGAAUCCACCAAUUUAUUUAUCUAUUCAAUGUUUGAGAACAUUUAGGGUAUUUCCAGUUUUCCUUCUCACAGUGCUGCCUGAACAUUCAUCCAAGGUAACUCCUCGGACCCACAUGUGACAGUUUCUCUGGGGCAGAUACCUCACAGUGACGUUGCUGGGCCCUAGAGAACGCCUUUUUCCAAAUGUACUUGCUGUGGCCAAGUAUGAGCUGUCUUUUCGUGAGUCUCUUGGUGGUUCUCACCCCUGGCUGUGCCUUAGUCACCUGAGGAACAUUUAAGAACUAUAUGGGUAUCUAAAUAACCACCCUGGCCUGUCUAAAUCAGCCUCCAGGGGCAGAACUGGAGAGCCUCCAUUCUGGAAGCUCCCUGGGUGAUUUCACUGCUCAGCCAAGGUUGAGAAUAGCUGGGAGCGUGUCAUUGUCUACUGUAUUUUGGCCUCCCAAGGUCAGCUCAUAGUGGGCAACUCUGGACUUAGGCUUACGUCCUGAGAAUUUCACUCAGGGGCUGGGCAGAGAGAAGGGACAAAACAAAUAGAUGCUGAAUGUGUGAACAAAGCAUUUGAAAUACACUUUUAAUUAUUCAGGGCAAUAAGAGACAUGAGAACACGGGGAAUCAACCCAGGACGUAGGCAUGCUAAGCCAGGGUCCCACCACUGAACGAUAUCCUCAGCCCUUUUUUAAAAAAUUAUUUUGAGACAGGGUAUUGAUAAGUUGCCCAGGUCGGCCUUAAACUAGCAACCCUCCUGCCUCAGCCUCUAGAGUGGCUGGGGUUACAGGUGUGUGCCACUGCACCAGACAGAACCUACCAUUUUUAAUUAUUAAGCCCACUUUCUCCUUCCACCCUCCCCGCCCCUGCCAGUAGGGUUGGCUCUGGGCAAAAUGUAGACUGAUCGUGGACCUCAGUUCGGCCACGAUCUGUGUGACUUUGGGCAGGUUCCUUCACCUCUCUGAGCCCAUUCGCUUACCUACAAACGAGUGAUGAUUCCAGUAACUAUCUCAUAUUGUUGAGAGAAUUUUAAAAGUUGAUGCAUUUAAAGAACGUGGCAUACAGUAAAGAGGAGCUGCUGUUAUCGACGUUACUCAUAAAGCAGGUGGGUUUCUGAAAGCAGGCUGCUGACCUGCCAGACACAGUCUUAGGUAGGAAAGUGCUGACAUGUUACUGAGCCCAGGACAAAGGUGGUGAAGCAAGGCGGAGCCGUGUUACCCAAGAAGCUGUCUUAUUAACGAAGGUUUAUCUUAGGUGAUAGUAAAGAAGGGAUGGGGCAAUUGUUUUCUGCAGCGAGCAUUCACCACGCACCACGUACUAGAGGGAGUUUGCACACAGGACCUCGUUUGAGCCUUACAACCAUCCCAUGUGCUUCGCUUUGGUGAGUGACAAGCUGUACCAGCGGAAAGAGCCUGUCAUCAGCUCUGUGCACACCAAGGUGAAAGGGAUAGCGGAGGUGAAGGAGGAGGUCGUGGCGGACGGGAUGAAGCGCUUGGUGCGGACAGUCCUGGACACUGCGGAUUACACCUUCCCUCUGCAGGGGAACUCCUUCUUUGUGAUGACGAACUUUCUUAAGACAGAAGGCCAAGAGCAGCGGUUGUGCCCUGAGUAUCCCACGCGCAGGACUCUCUGUUCUUCUGACCGGGGCUGUAAAAAGGGAUGGAUGGACCCGCAAAGCAAAGGAAUCCAGACUGGCAGGUGUGUAGUGUACAGAGGGAACCAGAAGACCUGUGAAGUCGCGGCCUGGUGUCCCAUCGAGGCGGUGGAAGAGGCCCCCCGGCCUGCACGUCUGAGCAGUGCUGAAAACUUCACUGUGCUCAUCAAGAACAACGUUGACUUCCCUGGCCACAACUAUACCACGAGAAACAUCUUGCCAGGUCUGAACAUCACUUGUACCUUUCACAAGACUCAGAAUCCACAGUGUCCCAUUUUCCGACUGGGAGACAUUUUCCGGGAAACAGGAGAUAACUUUUCAGAUGUGGCAAUCCAGGGAGGAAUCAUGGGCAUUGAGAUCUACUGGGACUGCAACCUGGACAGCUGGUCCCAUCACUGCCGUCCCAAAUACAGCUUCCGUCGCCUUGACGACAAGACCACCAAUGAGUCCCUGUACCCUGGCUACAACUUCAGAUACGCCAAGUACUAUAAGGAAAACAAUGUUGAGAAACGAACUUUGAUAAAAGUCUUUGGGAUCCGUUUUGACAUCCUGGUUUUUGGCACUGGAGGAAAAUUUGACAUUAUCCAGCUGGUGGUGUACGUGGGAUCCACCCUCUCCUACUUUGGCUUGGCCACUGUGUUCAUUGACUUUCUCAUCAACACGUACUCGAGCCCCGUCUGCCGAUCCCGGGUGUACCCCUGCUGCACGUGCUGCCAGCCGUGUGCCGUCAAUGAGUACUACUACCGCAAGAAGUGCGAGCCCAUCGUGGAGCCGAAGCCGACGUUAAAGUAUGUGUCCUUUGUGGAUGAAUCCCACAUUCGGAUGAUAGACAAGCAGCUACUUGGGAAAAGUCUACAACAUGUCAAGGGCCAAGAAGUUCCAAGACCCCCGCUGGACUUCACAGACCUGACCAAGCUGCCCCUGUCUCUGCAUGACCCACCCCCCAUUCCUGGACAACCAGAGGAGAUGCAACCACUUCGUGAAGAGGUGACUCCUAAAUCCAGGGACAGGCCGAGCUGGUGCAAGUGUGGGAGCUGCCUCCCGUCCCAGCUCCCCGAGCGUCGCAGGUGUCUGGAGGAGCUGUGCUGCCGGAGGAAGCCAGGGGCCUGCAUCACCACCUCCCAGCUGUUCGGGAAACUCGUGCUGUCCAGACACGCCCUGCAGUGCCUCCUGCUCUACCAGGAGCCCCUGCUGGCCCUGGAGGCCGAGGACACCAACAGUCGCCUGCGGCACUGUGCCUACAGGUGCUAUACCACCUGGCGCUUCGGCUCCCAGGACAUGGCCGACUUUGCCAUCCUGCCUAGCUGCUGCCGCUGGCGGAUCCGUAGAGAGUUCCCCAAGAGUAAAGGACAGUACAGUGGCUUCAGGAGUCCUUACUGACAGCACAAGGCUGCAGCAGUCACACGAACAUCACUGCUGCUAGCACCUGGAGCGUCACCUGCAAAGAUCCGUGGCCAAAUUCUCAGCCGGAAGGAAAUGCACUUUCCUCUCCCGCGGCUCUGCACGUUCAACCAACCAACUUCCACACGGCCCCAAAGUCUGGUGAUUCAGAUUUAAGUCCCCACUAUGUCCCUAGAAGCUGUAUGACCCUGCUAAACCUUUACCAUCUGUAUCUCAGUCUCCUCGUCACCAACCUACUGUCUCAGAGCUACUGUGAGGACAGCCUGAGACAGUGUAGGUGAACUCUUGUGAGUGUGUAGAGAACUCCAUGAACGCAGAGCACCUCAUUAUGAGGCUGGACCAGGAUAACGUCCAACUAGCAACAGGCUCCUGGGGUCCUAGAUGGAGGACCCAACAAGGAUCAAAGGUGCCCACAAAUUCUUUGACACUCACCCCUUGAGAUCCAAGUUUUCUGUCUCUCCCCUUGAGUCUGGGGAGCUCUGGUGGCUUUCUCGAAGAGUGGAUGUGACACUGUGUCAGUUUCAGGAUGUUGUUAGUCUUAAGAGUGGCGGCUUCCACUUCCUGUCUCUGGGAACUCUUGCUGAGGGGGAAGCCAGCCCCCUGUAAGAGUCUAACUAUCCUAAGAACACCCUGCCGGAAGCCCAAGCAGCCACAUGGAGAAGAAAGUGCCUGCCAGCCCCAGCUCUCAUGCUUAGUCACCACACCUGGGCGAGAAGCAGCCUUCAGGUGACUCGAGACCCUACUAACCUAUGUCUGAAACUGCACAAGACCCCACAUGAGAAGUGCCCAGUCAACCCAGAGAACCAAGCUGCUGUGUCAAGUCACUGGAUUUUGAGUAAUAGGUGCCUGGGGUCACAGACACAGCCCCACCUCCCCCGGUUCUGAGGUUCACAGGGAGCCCCUCGGGAGCGUAGGUCUCUGUUGGACUGUUCUCAGAAGGCCACAGACCAAAUCAGGCAGCUCACCAGCCCAGCCCAGGAAGCCAUCAAAUCCAGCUGUGCAUUACCCAACAAAACAGUCCUCGUCACUGGAAAAAGCUGCCUUUGUGCCUGAACAUCCUAGACUCUGCAGUCAGAAUAAACACAGUCAGGAUGCGACUUUGAAAGCAACCCAUGCCCCAAAUGUCACCAUGUCUAUACAUCAGCCACCAAGGAUAUGAAAACAAAUAGUCACAGGUUUGGGGUCUGUCUCAGGAUUUCCUUCCCAUGGUUUCGUCAUGACCAUUGGCUAUUCAUUUCCAAACAACUAUUUCAAAGAAUUGUUUAGAGACCACUAUGAAUGGCAUUGGAAUACUAUGAUGAUCUGUGAGUGCUUGUAUACUCCCAAGACUUUCCAUUUUGAUAUUUUCAAAAACCCAGCAGCUUUCUACUGUAUUAAUGCAAAACAGCAUGAAUAAAAACUUUUUUUGAACCAGGGCUUUAUCUGGCUUUAAACUCAGGAAUCAAAUUAAUUGUGCCAGAUUGCACUUUCCUUUUUACUACCUUUUCAGAGAUAUUUUUGUAAAGUUAAUUAUGUUCAACUUCAUACUUAAGAUUUUUUUUGUUGUUGUUUUUUGCUGCUGGGAAUGGCACCAGGGCUUUGCACAUACUAGGCAAAUACUCUGUCACCGAGCUAAACCCCAGCCCAAGAACUGAAACUGUUUACUCUAAGAAUUCUAUGUAACAGUUACUGGUUUCCAUUCUGAUGACCUCUGAGUCUUUCUACCUUAUUUUGGGUGCCUUUUUGGUGUGUUUCUAUCACUUUGCUGAGGCCCCAGGUGGAGCCGUAGUUUGGAAUAGCAAAUAAUCACUGGAUCCUUCUGCUUUCCUUCACCUUCCUCUCGGACGCUCUGGGUGAGAGGCGAUGAGCUACUGGACUAUGUGAAAUGUCUGCAGUUCCUACGGUACUGCACAUUACGGAUCACAUUAGUAUUUCUAUGUUUAGUCUACUACAUAUGGUGCUGUAGCCACUUCUGUGGAUGUUUUCACGGUGAAGGGCCUUCUCCUGUCAUGGUAACUGCCCAGCUUCACCACCCCCUCUCACUUCACCCUGUCAGAGGGAGGAGGGCUGCUUUCCUGCUGUGGACAGGCUGACUUCAUGUACAACUGAUAACUAGCAUUCCUCUCCUGUGUUAAACCCUUCCUAAUUCUAGAUUGGCAAUGCAGAUAUUCUUAACUUUUUUUGAUAAUUAAAAAAAUGAU
Sciurus carolinensis (gray squirrel) is the source of this 6221-nucleotide messenger RNA. RefSeq names its product purinergic receptor P2X 7 (gene P2rx7). The coding region runs from base 2353 to 4020 and encodes 555 amino acids. The transcript is spliced from 13 exons. Gene Ontology annotation, cellular component: plasma membrane; nuclear inner membrane. Gene Ontology annotation, molecular function: ATP binding; purinergic nucleotide receptor activity; extracellularly ATP-gated monoatomic cation channel activity. NCBI's taxonomy places the organism in Eukaryota, Metazoa, Chordata, Mammalia, Rodentia, Sciuridae. The record is from RefSeq and is a predicted model, not a curated record. Gene Ontology annotation, biological process: response to ATP; monoatomic cation transmembrane transport.